CGCGGCCGCGCCUGGAGCGGCGGGCCGCGCGCGGCCACUCCACCCCCGCCCCCUCGCCGUCUCCACGCCACCGCGGGGAGCGCGGCGCCCACCCGCGCGCGGUGCGCGCCCUCCCCCACGUGUCCCCCUGCCACCCGGGGGCCCCGCCUGUCACCCACCGUCCCCGGGGGUGGGCAGCCGAAAGCGACGCGUGAAGCGCUCUGCCUUGCCUGCCGCCUGCCUGCUGCCCUCAGCGCUCGCCCCUCGUCACGCGCCCCCUCCACAACCCCCGAUGCGAUGGGUGCCCCUGCCCCUCGAUAGCCGCGCCGCUCUCCUGCCCCCGUUCCCCAUUUGCCUCCUCGCCCGCCUCCCUGACCUAGCGCCGCCGCCCCCCUCCCUAUUCACCCCAGCGCCGCCGCCGCCGCAUCGUAGGCCUCGCCGCCGCCUCGGCUCCGCCCUGCGGCCUCCGGAGGUGGUGCCGGCGCGCGAUCCGCCGCGGCGUCCGUUGGUCCGGCUUCGAUUCGUCGGCGCGGGGAGUAUGCCUCUGAUGCAAGUGCGCUGAAGAUGAAGGAGAGGAGCUCUUUAUGUGAUAGUGCAGCAGAUGGAAACUGGGGUUUGAAAUACAAAAGGAAAAGAAGCAAGUUAACAGUUAGUCCAUCUAACGAAAAUGAGGCUACCUCACCAACCUCAGACUCUCCAAGGGGCUAUGGUUCCACCAAAAAGAAGCUGAAGCAUGACACUAACAUUUCUCCAUCUUCCAAGAAGAUAAGAGGGAAUGAUGGGUAUUUCUAUGAGUGUGUAGUAUGUGAUCUUGGUGGCAAUCUGCUUUGUUGUGAUAGCUGUCCACGUGUUUACCACUUGGAAUGCCUCAAUCCUCCUCUUAAGCGUCCACCCCCUGGGAAGUGGCAAUGUCCAAGAUGCCGUCCAAAAAAAGGUAGCUUGAAGCUGUUAGGUAAUGCAGAAGCUGACACUUCUAAACAUGAAAGAACUACGAGGAUGCUCACAAGCAUGACAUCAGAUAGUCCACCUUCCCACACAAAAGUCUCUUUUAAGACCCGUAGCUCCAAACAAGACAAAAUUGGAUCAAAUGAACAAGGAAAACAGUCAUCUGGUGGCACAUUGAAGGGGAGUGACCCUAGUAUAAAGAAGAACGAAGGUGAGAAAAAGAAGACACUGAUAUUACAUUUGAAGAAGCGCUCAACCAAGGAAUUGUCAGAGAAUGUUAAACCCACAAAGUCAGAAUUUGUUGGAGAACCUUCAGAAGAGAAAGUUGUGAAACAUGGAAGUUUUUUGAAACUGAAGAAUUAUCCACCACGUACGGAUUCAUCUCCAAACAAAUCUAAAAGCAGGAGGCAAAAUAGCCAGAGAGACGGUAAAAUAUCUGGUACAAAAAAGCUUAAAUAUUCAACGUCUGAUGAUGACAGCAUUUCCUCGACAGAACCAUCGACAUCUCUUGAUAACAGUGAAUCACCACCAAAAAGAAAAUCCUCAGAUGGAAAGACACCUUCAUCUAGUACCAAGAAAGGGAAAAAGAAGGUGAAAUUUGUUGAUAAAAAGCAUCCUGAGGAGCAGGGCGUGGUAGGAGGCAAAAUAACAACUCCUCAGGAGGAUCAACAGGUUGAUCGCAUCCUGGGCUGUCGGCUUCAGAUGGAUGAUGUGGCUCCUUGUACUUUCGGUGGACCAGAAAGUAGCCAUGACAUUUCUAAUAGAUCUCAUGAUGGAACCCAGUCUUCUAGCAAUGGUACAGCGGAGGAUGUAUGUGCUGAUGAAUCGGCAAAUCAUGAUGAUGAAGAUCAUUUGCACAAUUUAGAAAAGCAAAAGGAAAGAAACAGUAAAUCCUGUGAAAAUAAGGAGCCACUAAAGCAAGAACAAGUCACGCAGACAGUAUCAGGACAUUCAGGUGAUCAAACCAGUAUAAUAAGAGAUGACCAAGUGGUCAGAGAAAAUGUUUCAGCUUCAAUAAAUGGUGAAGAUGAGACAACAUCUGAUUUACCAGAAGAAAAGGAUGAUACCAAACUUCCAGUUUCGGGAGCUGAUACAAUGGUCCAGACCAAGAAAGAACAUACAGCUGAAAGUAAGUUGCAUGGAAAAAUAGAAGAAAUAUCUGGAAAGGACUACAGUGAUGUUGGAUAUGAGUUCUUGAUCAAAUGGGUUGGAAAAUCAAAUAUCCACAACAGCUGGGUUUCUGAAUCUGAGGUAAAAGUAUUAGCAAAAAGGAAACUAGAAAAUUACAAAACAAAGUAUGGAACGAGUCUGAUAAACAUUUGUAAGGAACAAUGGUGCCAGCCACAACGAGUUAUUGCUCUUCGUACUUCCUUAGAUGAUGUAGAAGAGGCUUUAAUCAAAUGGUGUGGUCUUCCUUAUGAUGAUUGCACUUGGGAAAGAUUAGAUGAACCUACCGUGAUGAAAUAUAGCCAUUUGGUCGUCCAGUUCAAAAAUUUUGAGUGCCAGGCUUUGGAUAAAGAUGUGGCAGAUAAUAAUGCAAAUGCAAGGAACCAACUGGAUCUCAAUGUGUUGGUUGAUCAGCCAAAAGAACUUCAAGGAGGCAUGCUCUUCCCUCAUCAACUGGAAGCAUUGAACUGGCUGCGAAAAUGCUGGUACAAGUCAAAAAAUGUUAUUCUUGCUGAUGAGAUGGGUCUUGGAAAGACAGUGUCAGCUUGUGCUUUUCUAUCAUCCCUGUGCUGUGAAUUUAAGGUUAAUUUGCCAUGUCUUGUCUUGGUUCCUCUUUCUACAAUGCCCAAUUGGAUGGCUGAAUUUGCAUCUUGGGCUCCUCAUUUGAAUGUUGUGGAGUAUCAUGGUUCUGCACGGUCAAGAUCCAUCAUUCGCCAAUAUGAGUGGCAUGCGGGUGAUGCAAGUCAGAUAGGUAAAUCCAAGAGGUCAUACAAGUUCAAUGUUUUGCUCACCACUUACGAAAUGGUGCUUGUUGACGCUGCAUAUCUGCGAUCUGUCUCAUGGGAAGUUCUUAUUGUUGAUGAGGGACAUCGUCUAAAGAAUUCUAGCAGCAAACUCUUUAGUUUACUCAAUUCAUUUUCGUUUCAGCACAGGGUUUUGUUGACUGGAACUCCCUUACAGAACAACAUUGGUGAAAUGUAUAACCUAUUGAACUUCUUACAACCUACUUCUUUUCCUUCUCUUUCAUCAUUUGAGGAGAAGUUUAAUGACCUUACAACAGCAGAAAAAGUAGAGGAGCUGAAGAAACUUGUAGCUCCUCAUAUGCUUCGGAGGUUGAAAAAAGAUGCAAUGCAAAAUAUCCCUCCAAAGACGGAGCGAAUGGUGCCUGUUGAAUUGACAUCAAUCCAGGCUGAAUACUACCGUGCUAUGCUUACAAAGAACUAUCAAGUAUUGCGCAACAUUGGAAAAGGUGGUGCCCAUCAGUCUUUGCUGAACAUAGUAAUGCAGCUUAGGAAAGUCUGCAACCAUCCAUAUCUUAUUCCUGGAACUGAACCGGAAUCUGGUACACCAGAGUUUCUGCAUGAAAUGCGCAUAAAGGCCUCAGCAAAGCUAACUUUAUUGCACUCUAUGCUUAAAAUAUUACACAAGGAUGGUCAUCGUGUCCUUAUUUUUUCUCAGAUGACAAAACUUCUUGACAUCCUUGAAGAUUAUCUAACUUUAGAGUUCGGUCCUAAAACAUUCGAAAGAGUUGAUGGUUCGGUGUCUGUGGCAGAGCGCCAGGCAGCUAUUGCUCGUUUUAAUCAGGAUAAGACACGUUUUGUUUUCUUGCUUUCUACACGGUCAUGUGGACUUGGCAUUAAUUUGGCCACUGCAGAUACAGUUAUCAUAUAUGAUUCAGAUUUCAAUCCACAUGCUGAUAUACAGGCAAUGAAUAGGGCACACAGAAUUGGACAAUCAAACAGACUUCUGGUUUACAGGCUUGUAGUACGUGCUAGUGUUGAAGAGCGUAUCUUGCAACUUGCCAAGAAGAAAUUGAUGCUUGAUCAACUUUUCGUCAACAAAUCAGAAUCACAGAAAGAAGUGGAAGAUAUCAUUCGCUGGGGAACAGAGGAACUCUUCAGAAAUAGUGACAAUGCAGAUGGUAAAGAUAACAAUGAAGUUUCAGGUCCUGUAGCAGAUGUUGAAUUUAAGCAUAGAAGAAGAACUGGUGGCCUAGGCGAUGUUUAUGAGGACAAAUGUAUUGAUGGCUCUGCCAAGCUUGUUUGGGAUGAAAAUGCUAUCAUGAAGCUUCUUGAUAGAUCAAACCUUCCGUCAACAGUUGCUGAAAGUACUGAUGGGGACUUGGACAAUGAUAUGCUUGGUACUGUGAAGUCAAUAGAUUGGAAUGAUGAGCUGAAUGAUGACCCUGGAACCAAUGAGGAUAUUCCAAAUAUCGAUAAUGAUGGGUGCGAGCAGGCAUCUGAAUCAAAGCAAGGUGCUGCUACUCGUGCAGAAGAAAACGAAUGGGAUAAACUUUUACGUGUCAGAUGGGAGCAAUAUCAAAUUGAGGAGGAGGCAUCUCUUGGUCGAGGCAAACGUUUAAGGAAGGCUGUUUCUUACAGGGAAACGUUUGCAGCACUUCCUAAUGAAGCUUUAAGUGAGGACUCUGAUGAGGGAGAUGAACCAAAGAGAGAAUAUACUGCAGCUGGACUGGCCUUAAAGGAAAAAUAUGGAAGGCUCCGAGCUAGACAAAAGGAAAGGAUUGCUCAGCGGCACAUAAUCAAGAACUAUGCUGAUGAUAAACUUGAUGAGUUUAUGACACCAUAUGACUCCAUUGCUAAUGAACAUGCGGAAAAUCCUUUGAUAAUAGUAGAAGACCCAAAUUCUUCACAGCUAUCUGGGGCUAAACGUUUCAGUGAAUCAACUGCAGAAAUGAGGCAAUCCUCAAAGAAAUCAAAGAGAUAUGCUGAAGUCCCUCAAGAUCUUUAUGCCAGAAUUCCUGGUAACGCUGCUUCAUCCAAACACAACUCAAAGGGCGCAGAUGUCUUCAACCCAGGGGCCCCAAAUCACUUGCUACCUGUACUUGGUCUUUGUGCUCCAAAUGCUGAUCAGGUGAACUCAUACAAAAACUCACUUAGUGGGCCGAGCAUGAAAGAGCAUAAAAAGGCUAGUGGUGACGUAGCCAACAAACCGCUGUCAACUGCUGCUGACCAUUCUAGUGAGCAUAGAAAUGAAGCUCAAUCAGUUUCUGAUAAGGCCAUCUUUCCUGGUGCAUCUGAGGAGGCUUUGAGAAGGCUAAAUAACAUCAUUCCAGAUAGUUAUUUUCCCUUCACUCAUAUUCCUCCUAUAUCAGGGAAGGGGGUUGAUCCUGUUGAAAAUUCUGGACCUUCUGUUGCUUCAUUUCAAGGGAAGCUGGGUCUUCCGAACUUUGGUCUCGAUGACAACAUUCCACUUAAGCAUAUGAAGUCUAUACCUGAUAUGCUUCCCAACCUGUCACUGAGUGCUCAGAAGGAUUAUAUUCGUAAUUCUGUCCCAGAGUUACCAGACAGUUCAUUGUUACCAAACUUCAUGGCAGAUAUUGCUGGUACUUCGAAGCAAAAGUCAUUUAUGUCUGGCUUGCUUCCAGGGCUGGGUCUAAGCCCAGCGCAACCAAUCCAUUCAGCCAUGCCUGAUAAUCACAAGAAGGUAUUGGACAAUAUAAUGAUGCGUGCUCAAUAUGCCUCAAACAAAUUCUUGAAGAAGAGAUCAAAACUAGAUUAUUGGUCAGAAGAUGAACUUGACGCUCUGUGGAUAGGAGUUCGUAGGCAUGGAAGGGGAAAUUGGGAUGGCAUGCUUAGAGAUCCAAAGCUGAAGUUUCUGAACAACCGAACUAGUGAAGAACUGGCCUUAAGAUGGAUUUUGGAGGAGCAGAAAAUUAUAGAGGAACCAAUGUCAACAGCCACUAGACGUCCCAGCUCUACACCAUUUCCUGGAAUAUCGGAUGCAAUGAUGUCCCGGGCACUGAAUGAAAGUAACUUCUCCAAACUGAGGAUGGAGCAACCUAAGUUACAGUCCCACUUAACUGAUAUUCAACUAGGGUCCAGUGAUAUCCUGUCCAGACUUCCUCAUGUUGAAGCUGCUAAUUACAUGAACUCAGGUGAGGGUGGCCCAUCUCCGAUACCAUGGCAGGAUUUCAAGCAUAGAUCAGGUUAUGGUGGAGAUUUUCCUGGCAGUGCAUUUGACAAGUUGGAGAAGCCUGAUAUUGGGUUGAUCCCACCAUUUAUGCCAAAUCCUUUUAUGAAUGAUAGCAUUGGUCCGCUGCCCAUAAACAGAAAAAACAAUAGUACCAUUCUGCCAAACGAAAUCGGACCAAGUUCUCAUGAGAGCAUUCUCCUUCAUGGUGUUUCAGAUGGGCAGAUCAACUUACUUCAUGAGAUGCAGCGUCGUGUGAGGUUAGGCAAACAGCCCAUGGAGAUGAAUCUCAACCGCACAGACCACUCAAAUCCUCAGCUUGAUAAUAUUAGCGACAUUGGAGGUUUGAAAUCAAACAAGUUACCUCAUUGGCUUCAGGAUGCUGUACGUGCUCCUUCAUCGAAGCCACCUGAACGUGAGCUACCUGCAACUGUUUCAGCAAUUGCUCAAUCUGCUUGCCUUCUUCUUGGAGAACAAGAACCAACAAUACCUCCAUUCCUGAUGCCGGGAACACCUCUUUCUCGCCCAAAGGACCCUAGGAUUAAUUCAAAGAAGAGGAAACUCCGCAAGGUUCAGCAAUUGUCCUCCAAUGUAGAGCAUUCUAAAACUGGAUCUGGCCAAGGUGGUCGUGAUGCAACUCCCACACCCCCAUCCAUUGAAGCUUCGCCUGCCCCUCCUACUGUUGAUUGCAAUGAUGGUGCCCCAUCGCUCAACUUGAACUCUCUGUCAUCAUCUUCCGCUAGCAGUCAGGGGAAAGAUGAGGCACCUCCCACAUUUGAAGAAUCACAACCAAACGUGGAAGGUUCAGAAGCCAUUGAGGCCACCUGUACAUCGAAGUCAGAGGCUCCUGAAAUUAGUUGUCAGACAACUGGAUUCUCUCUGGUAGAUGACAAGGUUAGCCAAUCUCAUGGAUCACGAAUAAAAGAUAUUCCUGACACCGCAGCCAGAAUGCCUGAAUCAGAUAAUUCAGCUCCACUGGGUCCUGAAUUGCAAGUUGUGGGUGACACUCCUGGUACGAGCAGCAGCAGAGCAGCUGACAUGCCUGUACCAUCUGAUAACAAUGACUUGACACAGAACAAUCCACUUGGCAAUGCUGGGAGCACCAUGAACCUAGAGGAGGUGAUGGAGAAACCGGCUCCUCUUGUGGAGACCAGGGACUCGGAUGCAUCACAUCCUGUUUCGGCUGAAACAGUCGAUGAAGACAGAGUGGACGAAAUCGCCUCAGAUGAGCAUUAGGCUCGUGCCAUUAGUGUGAUUUUCGUUUCUCUUACGUUCAACAGAACGCUGGGAUUUUCCCUCUCCCAAUGUUUCCAGUGUGGAUGAUCUCGUGUUGUGUAAUGCUGUAGUGCAGAGUGCAGAUAGAGCAAAAAUCCAACGACUAGUCGUUAGCAGUAGUAGUUGGGCGCUGGUCCGGCCGGAGCAACUCUGGGAAAUCUGUAUACAAGAAAUGUAUAUUUUUGCUAACAUGGUGUUGGGUGUGUGUAGACUGUAGACCGCUAUUCAUUUAUUUAUGCGUAUAUGGUUUAGUAAA
Messenger RNA from Panicum hallii, 7552 nucleotides. Its product is annotated as protein CHROMATIN REMODELING 4-like. Gene Ontology annotation, biological process: negative regulation of transcription by RNA polymerase II; chromatin remodeling. Lineage: Eukaryota; Viridiplantae; Streptophyta; Magnoliopsida; Poales; Poaceae. The record is from RefSeq and is a predicted model, not a curated record. The transcript is spliced from 11 exons. Gene Ontology annotation, molecular function: ATP-dependent chromatin remodeler activity; chromatin binding; ATP hydrolysis activity. The coding region runs from base 544 to 7257 and encodes 2237 amino acids. Gene Ontology annotation, cellular component: chromatin; nucleus.